Molecule: messenger RNA, 2493 nt
Organism: Cuscuta campestris
Lineage: Eukaryota; Viridiplantae; Streptophyta; Magnoliopsida; Solanales; Convolvulaceae
Source: the annotation of a GenBank genome assembly
AGGCUCUCUCUCCCUCUCUCUUGCUCGCUCUCUCCGUCAAUUCCAUUCUAUCCGCGCGCCCAAUCUUCUUCUUCUGGGCCUUCCCAAUUCGCAGUCGCGUUCUUUGUUUCUUCCGUGCUGAUUGCCAAUUCGGUUCAUCGGUUAAUCUUGCAAAGGGUUUUGUAGGUGGUUGCAUCUUGGAGUGUCUGAGUCAAUGCCAUAGGAGAGAAGUUAAUCCAUUGCAUAACUCUAACCUUUUCACUUAAGACUUCAUGGAUGAACCUGGUGGCACUCUUAUUGAAGCUCCUGUUCCUAGUGCUACAAUAAGGAAGAGGAGAAGCAGCAUUCCUCGGCGACCUAGGCCUGAGAUACAGCUGUUUACAGAAAGUUAUGAUCCAUCAACACCAAUUUCUUAUGAGCCCGGAAGGGUCUCCAGUGAGGAAACUGAUGUUAGUUCUGGAGGGAAGAUUUUCAGCCUUAACCAGUGUAUAUCAAGGGGAUCUCCUGCUACUAUAGCUGAAACUGAUUAUCCAAACAAGAGGGUUAAGGAUGAUAUGGAAUCUAGAGUGCCAUACAGCAAUAGUGGACCGGGAGAUGAUACCUACCACCACCUGAGUCCUACUGGACAUUUGGGAGCAAUUCAGAAUGGUGUAGGAAAUGACAACAAGCUCAAGAAAGUUAAGCUGAAGCUCGGUGGGGUAACAUGUACUAUUCAAGCUAAAAGCAAUCCCCAUGGUACAUAUGACAUUGGAUCUUCUACAAAGAGUUUUCGACCUCAUGAUGCCCCUCGGCCACGGCAGAAAUUUACCCUUCAGGAAAAUCCAGGAGAGGGUCAAAUCCUCUCGGAUACGAAAAUCCAUUAUCCACCGAAAGCUUUGUCUAGGGGUGUUGAUUCUGGCAAGGAGGGUAUCAGGAAGAUGUCAAACAAGAGCUCAGCUGAAAAGUCAGAUUCUGUGAGGAAGAGCAAACGAGUCCCGAAGAGGCGUGUUUUGGAUGGGGCAUUUGAUGAAGACGAUGAAGAUGAUGAGAUUAGGUAUCUGGAAAAGCUAAAAACAUCAAAAGCUUUUGGCCUCAAAGAUUUUGAGGAGGAAAACUCCAAUAAACAUCGGAGUCUUUCUCAGGUUUCUAAAAGUGUCGGAGAGAUUGGGAAGUUGGCCAAAGAUGGUAAGAAGAGGUCCGAUAAAGGUUCUGAAGACACUGAGUAUGAAGAGGAGGAAAUGUUGUUGUCUGAUGGGGAUUGUGAAGGGAAAAGGAGACAGAAACAAAGAAGGGACUCCCCACCUGAUAUAGUGAUGGAAUCCAAGAGGGAAUUAGCUCUUACAACACGUCAACGAGCUCUUCUCUCAAGCAAGGAGCCAUCUGCUGGUGUGAAUGAGGUUGAGUUCCCUAAUGGUUUGCCCCCACCUCCAUCUCGAAAACAAAAAGAGAAACUCACAGAGGUGGAACAGCAACUGAAGAAAACCGAGGCUGCUCACAGGCGUAAAAUGCAAAAUGAGAAGGCAGCUCGAGAAUCUGAGGCCGAGGCAAUUAGGAAAAUACUUGGUCAAGAUUCAAAUAGAAAAAAGAAAGAAGACAGAGCGAAGAAGCGCCAAGAAGAGUUGGCUCAGGAGAAGGCAGCUAAACAUCAAGUGCUUGCAUCAGAAACUGUCAGAAUCGUCAUGAGGCCUACAGGGACGGUGGUGACAUUUCCCAUAGAGAUGGGGUUCCCCCCUAUAUUUGAAUCCAAACCCUGCAGUUAUCCAGCCCCUCGUGAAAAAUGUGCGGGGCCUUCCUGUUUGAACCCAUACAAAUAUCGUGACUCCAAGUCGAAGCUCCCACUAUGCAGUCUCAAUUGCUAUAAGGCUAUUCAUUCUAAGAUGGAUGCUGGAAAUGUGCCGACACUGUGUGGCUCAUAGUCUCCUUUAUUAGAUCUUGCAUGGCGUAGUACUACUGGAUAUUUCAUGAAUAUGUGAACCACGGAGGUCUAUCUGUUCGGGGAAGUAUAUGUUGAAAGUCGAAGCUUUCAAAUAUAACACGACGCACAUAUAAGCUUUCAUAUUCUAUUAAAGUAUUUUAAUUUUUUUUAAAUCAAAGUAUUUUAUAAAAUACUUGUUCAACAUUUUGAGCGCGACAGCCACUUCUAUUUUGAAGUGGAUGCGUGUCUCUCAAUUCGUCCACUAUCAAUGAAAAAAUGUGUAAGAUUACUUCAUAAAAUGUUUUGAUUAAAGAAAUAAUAUAAACUAUAAAUAAUGCAGAGUAUGAAAUCUUAAGAGUGUGUUGUAGUAGAAUAUUUGAAAGCUUCCACUUUUGACAUGGGAUUCUAACAGUAGACAAAUACAUUUCCAAAUAGAUUGGCCCUCUUUGGUGCACAAAUUUCUUAAAUAUUGAGCACUAUUCAUUCUUAGAAUGGGGAAUUCUCCAACACUAAGCUUGAAAUGUCGAAGAGAUGGAAAUAAGUUGCACUAUAACUUUUUACCAUUUGCACCUAGCGUGUGCCUAUCUCUUUUUUUAUAGUAAUAAUUACUUUUCUUAGGG